AUGGCUCAUCACUGUAAACAUGGUGCACAAGCACCACUCCCAUUUGAGGGGCUACAUGCAUCUUCCCUCAAUCAAGUUGUCUAUGUUAAACAUGCUUGUGAAAGGGAACUGGAAAGUCCACCGACGUAUGUUCAUAUCACUGAACAUAGGAAGGACAGUGUUCGAGAAGCGAUUACAAAAUGUCUUGAAGCACCUCUGUGUUCAUUUCUAAAACAUAUUAGAAAAAUCUUCGACAUUUCAGAAGCGGAUUCUAGAUUAGUAGAAGAAGCAACAUCACUAAUAAAAUUGUUAAAAAGAUGGGAUACGGACUUCAAUAUACCAGUUUCUCAAAACCAGCAGCCAAAUUAUAAACAUGGAGUUCCACGAGAAAUUUAUGAUCAUUUAAGCAGAAGACGGGGAGUGAAUGCUUUUGGACUUUGGAGAAAUGGAAAUCUGAAAGUUUUUGUUGAAGAUGCAAUGCUAGUAGACGCACUCGAAGCAGAACUAGAGAAUAUUGACGGAGUAUUUUUCCGCAAAACCAAACUUAAAAUUCUUGCAAACAAUAUCACAUUUAACAUAUGUUUAAAACAAGGCGAUGAAAUAUUUCGCAAAAAUGAUAAUACAACUCAUUCGUCGAACUUAGGUGAAAGCACAUCACAUGCAACUAUAGGUGCUUUUGUGAGAAAUAAGGAAACAUUCGAGGACAUAUAUAUUUUAACAUGUGGACAUGUUUUCCCGUGUCUUGAUAUGCCUGCUUAUGGCAAAUUGAAAGAACCUUCUGUAUCUUGUAAAAUCGGAUCUUGUAUAUUUACUAAUCCUUCGGGAAUACAUAAUUUUAUUGAUUUUUCUGUUGUUAAAGUAGAUAGUGAUAACUACAUCAAAGAAAACUGCGAGCUUGCUUUCAUGCGAUCCGAGAAACAAAAAUGUAAUGCAGCAGUGUAUACUGAAUCUUUAGAAAAUACAAUGGACUACGUCCAUAAAAAAGGCGCGACAACAGGUUGGACAGACGGUCGCAUUCAGUGCUACAGCUUUGUGGUAAAAAGGUUUGGUAACAGAGAUGAUGUGUUCCUUGUCCUAGGAAAAGGCGGGAAAUUUUGCGAGCCAGGGGAUAGUGGGUCCAUAGUUUUUGCACCUGAUAAUUCAGUUGAUCAAGAAAAUGUUCAUAUUCUUGGCAUGCUUAUGGGAACCGUGCGCAGCCUCAAUGCUGACGAUGAUAACGAUUCCGAGACCACGCCAGAAGCCACGCAAGAUAAGGACUCUCGGUUAGAAGAAAGACCAGAAGAAGUGAGCGAAGACAGUGAAGGGGCCUUUGCAUCUUUGGGCAGUUUUGAUCAAGGAGACGACGAUAAUUUGAGGAGACUAUCACGCGAUGAAUUGGCUGUCUGUUUCCGAAUGGACUCUGCACUAAACCUACUGAAAGAAAAGAAGAAUCUAGAAGUUGAGUUUGAAAAAGUUUCGAUGUCCUCAGAUGAAAGUGAUUUAUUUUGAAGGAAAUUGAACAUUGAUUAAGUAUGUUUGAUAUUCUG
This is a messenger RNA of Saccostrea cuccullata (small rock oyster), 1505 nucleotides long. RefSeq lists its product as uncharacterized. Bases 1 to 1467 code for a protein of 488 amino acids. NCBI's taxonomy places the organism in Eukaryota, Metazoa, Mollusca, Bivalvia, Ostreida, Ostreidae. The transcript is spliced from 3 exons. The record is from RefSeq and is a predicted model, not a curated record.